AUGUAUAAAUGCUUCUUUGGCGAAUCGAAAAAGGAAAUCGAGGAAAUCUGUCUUAAGGACAAAAUACUGGACUCGUGGGCAUCUCCUGAAUUAAAGAAGAAACUUCUGAGUAAAGAGCACUCCCUAGACGAGAUUAUUGAGGCGUGUCAAGUCGAGGAGCAAAUUAACAAACAAGCCGAAGCCAUGCAGAAGCCAACCGUUGAGGCAAUAAACAAAAUUGUGGCUCGUAAAGCAAAACCGGGAGUGGAAUGUUCUAGGUGUGGUCGGAUGGGUCAUGGCAAUAGUGAUCCAGUUUGCCCGGCGCGACUCGCCAAAUGCAAUAAAUGCUCGAAAAUAGGGCAUUUUGCACGCAAAUGCAAGUCGAAACAAUAUCCUCAGCCUAAAAAUGGAAACCUCAAGCGUCGACUAGAUGACGAUUGUGCUGGAGAGGGUCGACCUGAUUUCAAAAGGAAGAAGGAAAGCUCGAAUUGCUUUAGAAUAUGCAGCGACGAGGAAGAAGAGCUUAUCAGCUGCAAAAUUGGAGGCCAAGAAGUUUCUCUUAUUAUCGAUUCUGGUUCGCGAUUCAACCUCAUCAGCCAUAUAGACUGGGAAACACUGAAAAGGAAAAACCCGGCGGUGUUUAAUGUGAGAUCACAUUCACAAAAACAAUUCCGAGGAUAUGCUUCUGAUCAAUUACUAGAAGUAAUUUGUGUUUUUGAAGCACCGAUAUCAGCGGUACCAGAUGUCGAGGUGAUUGCUACAUUUUUUGUUAUUAAAAAUGGACGACAGUCAUUACUGGGGCGUGAGACAGCCAUAAAGCUAAAUGUUCUUCGUCUUGGCCUAAGUGUCAAUCGGGUUGAAACGACCGCACCAUUUCCCAAAUGGAAAGGUGUCGAAAUAAAGCUGUGCAUUGAUCCACAAAUCAAGCCUGUUCAGCAGCCGGUGCGGAGGAUCCCAGUGGCACUUGAAGAUAAAGUUGCAGCGAAGCUGGAUGAAGCUUUGAGGCGAGACAUUAUUGAAUCUGUUACGAGUCCGAGUCGAUGGAUCUCCCCAAUUGUCCUGGCGUUUAAGGAGAAUGGCGAUAUUCGACUCUGCGUGGAUAUGCGUCUGGCGAACAAGGCAAUUCGUCGAGAAAUGUAUCCAUUACCGACAUUUGAAUCUUUUAUGACCAAACUUAAAGGUGCACGAUUCUUUCGCGCUUAG
Drosophila sulfurigaster albostrigata is the source of this 1182-nucleotide messenger RNA. RefSeq lists its product as uncharacterized. NCBI's taxonomy places the organism in Eukaryota, Metazoa, Arthropoda, Insecta, Diptera, Drosophilidae. Bases 1 to 1182 code for a protein of 393 amino acids. The transcript has a single exon. Gene Ontology annotation, molecular function: zinc ion binding; nucleic acid binding. The record is from RefSeq and is a predicted model, not a curated record.